Molecule: messenger RNA, 717 nt
Organism: Paramecium tetraurelia
Lineage: Eukaryota; Ciliophora; Oligohymenophorea; Peniculida; Parameciidae
Exons: 4
Source: RefSeq, a predicted model, not a curated record
AUGAGUGAAGAAGAGUAGUAAUUAUAAUCUGGAAGUGGAAUAAAAUAAGAAGCAGCUAUAAAACAUCGAAGAAAGAAGGAGGAGAUAGAGAAAGAUUUCAUUUGCGGCGAUCCAAAUUGUGGCAGAAAGUAUGGGACGAAUGCUGCCUUAUAUACUCAUAUAAAAAACAAACAUAAUGGUGUACCACCUACUGGAACUGUCAAACCUUCUACAUCCAAAAAGACUAAGGAAUAAACUCUUAUGGUUGAUUAAGUGGAUGAUGAAAUAAGCAAAUCAGUGGCUACUAUGAACGAUCCUGAUUUUAUGAAGUUCACUAUAAUGAUUAGCAAUUUGGGUCAUUUCAAUGAUAAAAACAUCAUCGUUAGAGACGCUCAAGAGCCUUGUUUUUAAUUGGAGGAAGAAAAGUUGUUGGAUUUAUAUGAAAAAAUUUUGAAAGGAAGUAAAUUAAUCUCAGAAACUGAAGGCAAUUCUGUAUUUACUAAAAAAGCAGAGAUGUAUUUGAAAUUUUCAUCUCCCAUCUGGAAAAAGCAUAUAAUAAAUGAAUUAUAUACUGUGUUGAUAUAUGCUUACAUCUUUAGAGGAGAAAAUUUUGAUACUAUUGAAAAAGAUAUAACAAAUAACUUGGCCAAUUAUAAAUUGUUUUCAGAAUUGAUUAAACAAGACAAAGUUGAUUAAUUUAGAGAAGUAUACACUACAAUCUGGAAUUUCAUCACAUGA